This is a messenger RNA of Aedes albopictus (Asian tiger mosquito), 522 nucleotides long. RefSeq lists its product as uncharacterized. The transcript has a single exon. Gene Ontology annotation, molecular function: nucleic acid binding. Lineage: Eukaryota; Metazoa; Arthropoda; Insecta; Diptera; Culicidae. Bases 1 to 522 code for a protein of 173 amino acids. The record is from RefSeq and is a predicted model, not a curated record.
AUGGCCAUCACCGGCAAGGAAGCGAACGAGGAGCAGAUAGAAUUCCGCUUUAUCCCAGCACGGUCGCCAAACUUCGGCGGACUGUGGGAGUCAGCAGUCAAAUCGUUCAAGAUGCUGUUCAAACGGACGAUCGGCACGCGCACGCUUCUGUACGACGAGAUGGCAACGAUUUUGACCCAGGCGGAGGCAGUUUUGAAUUCCAGGCCGCUGACGCCGCUCAGUAAUGACCCGGACGAUUUCGAAGCGUUAACUCCCGGGCAUUUCCUCAUUCAGCGUCCCCUCACGGCCAUUCCGGAACCAGAUCUGGAUGGAAUUCCCGAGAAUCGACUGUCAGCCUUCCAAAAGGCUCAACGGUACACACAGCAGUUGUGGAAAAACUGGUCCAAGCUUUACCUGUCGGACCUCCACAAUCGGACAAAAUGGACUGUACGUCGGAACAACGUUGCAGUAGGAACCAUGGUGGUUCUGAAGGAUGAAGAACGACCGCCUCUGAAAUGGCAGACUGACCUGUUGACCUUUUGA